CGCAGGUUGUAGUCUUUGGUUCCAUUUGGCACACUUUCUUUAGCCACAGCCAAAAUUGGUAAAACAAAAAACAAAAAAACUUCCGCAGCCGCCUGGCUGUGCGCAACUUUCCGGGCUGUGCCGAACUGGCGAGCCAUGGACGUGAAGUUGCCGGAGACCCCCCGGGCGUGGCCAAAAGAAGGCCCCCGCCGGUUCUUGCAAGACACCGCUUUGAGGUUGGGGGAGGAUGCUCGAAGAGAAUUUGACGGCUCCUGCAUGUCGACGCCCUCUACGGCUCUGCCGAAGAGCCGAGGGCCCUCCACCAUGCAGCAGCGGGAUGAUGAAAAGCUGAUGCGGAAUAGCUUUUUGGCGGAGGCUUCUGAUUGUAUUCGCUCUUUGCAGUCUGUGUUCGACAGCGCGAAUGCCUCGACCUUCGUGUCCCGCUUUGAGGAUUGGCGGAAGAUCGACCUGAGGGCCACAGCACAGCUCCAGGAGCAUGUGAAGUGCCUGCAGGUGCUCAACGAGUCCAUGGCCGGGUUUCUGCGAAAGUCCGCGGUCGACGACUUCCAGGAGUUCCACGGCUCCAUGGUGAGCUUGUCCCAGUCCGUCCGCGAGAUGCAGGACUUCCGCAGGGCCUUCGCAGAGACCGUGGACCAGAUCUCCGAGGGCAUCUCUGCGCGGGUUCUGAGCUCGCUGCGAGCGGAGGCGGACGAGCGUUUCGCGUGGCUGAGCUGCCAAAUGGAGAAGCAGGGGGAGGUGCACGAAAGCAUUCAGAUCACCCAGCGGAAGAUCUGGAACCGCCUGGAAUCCAUGGGCGCGACCAUGGAGAAGGAGCACAAGGCCGCGGCCCUUCAGAAGCAGCAGAUGGGGCAGCUGAGCGAGACCCAGCUGCGCAUCCAGCAGGAUUGCCAGAGCCUGCUGGAGCUCCAGCACGGGGUCUUCCAGAGCUUCCGCAGCUCCUCCGAGAAGCAGGGCGCUGAGAAGGAGAACAUCUUCAGCAGCAUCGGGAGCGAGAUCCAGGACCUGCGGGGCUUCGUGGCGCAGACGCUGGGCGAGGUGGGCGAGGGCGGCUUCUCUGCGGAGCUGCGGGGCUUGGAGCAGCGCCUCGAGACCUGGGAGGCCGAAAGCCUCAAGAGCGUGGCGGAGCUCAGGGACGAGCUUACGAGGACGGAGCUGGCGUGCACGGACCGGGACCGCCAGGUCCAGGAGCUGCAGCGCUUGCACGAGGACCAGAAGCAGAGGGCGGAGGCCGUGGAGAACCGGCUGGAGACCACCCAGGCGGACCUGGACGCGCAGUUAGCGGCGCUGCGCGAUGCCCACAGGGCGUCCAUGGUGAACAGCCUGAAGCGGUUGCGGGACAUCGAGAGCCGCGGCAACAUAAAGGUGGACCGGCAGUUCGGGCGCGUUGCGCUGGCGCGGGCCUUGGAGUUCGUGCCCGCGGCGCCGCCCAAGGAGAAGGGCGCGGUGGGCGGCCCCGCCUCCUUCGGCGACGCCUUCGAGGCGGAGAAGGUGCUGGAGGACUUCCUGGAGGUGGUGGCCAUGUUCGACGCGCCCGUGCAAGUGGGCGUCGGCUGCAAGGCGAGCAAGAGCGACGCCGCCGCCUGGCAGGACCUGGCCGUGAAACGCGCGGCUCUGAUCCGGGACUACCUGGUGAGCCACGGGCGCCCGGAGGACUCCGUGACCGUCCUGGGCACUGCGCAGCCGGAGGUCUUCCUGCAGCUCCAGGAGCCCAACCUCUUCCCCCCCAAGGCGGUGAAGGGCAAGGGCAAGGGCCGGUCCGCCUCUCCUAAGAGGUAGCCGAUGCAGUGAUUUCUU
Effrenium voratum is the source of this 1794-nucleotide messenger RNA. NCBI's taxonomy places the organism in Eukaryota, Dinophyceae, Suessiales, Symbiodiniaceae. The record is from the annotation of a GenBank genome assembly.